AUGGCGAACACGCCGCCAGCCACCCAGCAAAAUAGCCGAACGUCCACUACGCUUUCUCAGCAACCAACGCUGGUAACAUCGACUCCACCUGGUCAGCAGCCUCAAUCAAACAAAGUUCCAAGCGCAGCAUUCAGAAGCGCUCUCGACGAGUUCCAGAAGCGAUUGACCAAAGAUGAAUUAGUCGGCUUCCAGACCACAACCUACUCCCAAUUUUGCGAUGAGCUGCAUGUCCUACAAGAGAAGCAAAUAAAGCGUAGAGAGGUCAUGAACCUCUCUCGCAUAGCAGGCUUUCUUGAGGAUGCGUACGAGCUGAUUGGAGAACAACUGCCGCUUCUUCUCGAGCGGGAAUCGCUUGUCAGGCGCAAUAUCCAUAUGGAGAAGGCUCUGGAAUCGAUAUAUAUGGACAUACUGAAGUUUCACCGACAAGCACUUCGCUUCUUCCAAGGCAACAAUAUGGAGGAUUUGCGUGAUCGCCUACACAAACAAAUAAAGGAGGAAAAGGAGAAGGAUAUGGUUACAGUCGUGACGUGGUUGUCUGUCGGCAAACAGGCAGAAGACGAUCACACAGAAUACCAGAAGAUUCGAAGCAAUUUCUCUACAACAGCUACUUGGAUCUUUAAGCAUGAGUACAUCAAGGACUGGAUCAACUCUACCGUGCCAGAAACUUCCUUGCUGUGGAUGCAUGGCAUUCCUGGUGCAGGAAAGACAAUCCUUGCAUCAGCGAUAAUUGACAACUGCAGACAAAAGCAAGAAUUCAUGACUGCUUUCGUCUACUGCCACGAUGGCGAUUCGAACAGCAACUCAGCUGUCGCCAUACUAAAAGGCCUCGCAAAUAUGCUUCUUGACCAUGGACAGGACAAAGACCUUCUCCUUUCGUUAUUCCACACAAAACGAUUCUCUGGAGGCGAUCCAACACUUCGAUCGAUAAAAACUAUUAAGUCGCUGCUGGAGCAGUGCUGUGCAAUUGUGCCAAAACUGUUCUUUGUGGUUGACGGACUCGACGAAUGCGAUCCAAACGAACGACGGGAAGUCCUCAGUGUUCUUACCAAACUCGUGAACGAUUUGGAACCCGGUAGUCUUCGCGUACUCAUUGUCAGUCAGCACUUCCCAGACAUACAACGCGGAGUUGAAGGCUCUGGCUCAGCUCAAUUGGCACCCAGAAUCAUCCGAAUUACUGAGAAAGAGGUAGACAGCGACAUAGUCACGUACAUAAGAGCACUGGUGGAGGAUAUUGCAACCAGGAAUUCUUCAGCUGUUCUGACCAACCUGCUCGCUUUGCCAACACGAAUGGAGGUCAUAAAUGCCAUUCAGCAUGAGAGUUUUCCGCAAGGUCUCAAAGAAGCAAUCGACCCAGAUGACGGGCCUCGAGAGCUCCGUCAACACAUGUUAAGCGGUCACUUUGCCUUCCAGGAUUAUGCUAUUGCUACUUGGUUCCAUCAUGUGAACGCUUUUGUUCAGAAAGGAGAGCAGUUUCUCCGUGACGCUGAUGAAAAGGAAAAGCAUCUGAAUGAUCUUUGGGAAGCUCUCGAAGAGUUCACAUCGUUCCACCAAGAAGACUGGUACGGCGGCAUCGUGCAGAGCUGUUCAGAAGCUUGUGGCAUGUUUCGACCAUACAUGCUCUACGAAGUUUUGGUGCAAAUAAAGUCUCACAUCUACACAUUCCAGCAGAAAGGCUUUGAUGCUCGGCACAAGAUUAGCAUCCAGGGCCUCGACGCCGCGCUGGAGCGCAACAGAAAGAUUCUCGAAGAUCCGCCCAAAGACAUGGCCCCUGCCGAAAAGGUACUAUACACUAAAUUCUACGACGACAAGAAACUGUUCAAAUGCACGAAGAUCACAUGCCGAUAUUUCUCACAGGGGUUUUCGGACAAAAAAGCGCGCAAAAGACACGUCAACAUCCACGAUCGUCCAUUUCAAUGCGAAGUGAGGGAUUGCCUCGGCCAAGAAGGCUUUGCGAACGAGAAGGACCUCCGUAACCACAAAAGAUCCUUCCAUCCAGACAUGUGCGAUCUUGCCGAGUCGUUCAAAUCCUCCAUUGCCAAACGCACAAACGCAGGGCAUGCGUGUGGUUAUUGUGGGAAGACCUUCACGCGCAAAUUUCAUCGUGAAGACCACGAGAAGAGCCAUCGUGGCGAGAGACCUCAUGUUUGCUCGGAGUGUGGGAGGGCCUUCACGCGAAGAAAUGACUGUGAGCGACACAAAAAACUACACGAGCGCGGCAGAUAA
Molecule: messenger RNA, 2223 nt
Organism: Parastagonospora nodorum SN15
Lineage: Eukaryota; Fungi; Ascomycota; Dothideomycetes; Pleosporales; Phaeosphaeriaceae
Exons: 6
Coding region: 1-2223 (740 amino acids)
Source: RefSeq, a predicted model, not a curated record